AUGAUAUCCCUUCUGAAGGAGGAAAACUCGAGUCUCCUUCGUGAAAUUGACGAGGGAAAGAAAAACGAGGAAGCUCUUACCAAGAGGAAUGAUGAUUUAGUCAACGAGUUGAAAACGAAAAUUGCAGACUAUGAGGACGCAUUAUUCCGGAAAGGAAAGGAAGCAGACACUCUAAAGGACCAACUCGCUGAUAGAGACAAAGAGUGUGAGCGGAACAGAAACAAACUGGAGGAAAUGGAGAGUCGAGCAUCGGACAACGACUUUUAUUGUGGUUACCUGGAAGAGAAAGUUAAGGCGCAUGAAGCGGAAAGGAAAAAAUUGAAACAGGUGACCACACAGCUCGAAGAGAAGUUGCGAACCUCACAGCAAGAAUUAUCUGCUCUUGCCAAAAAUCGUGACCUCGGAAAAAAUCAUGUUCAUGAGGCUCAGAAGAAGGUCCGUAUUCUGGACGAGAGAGUUCAGCAGCUUCAACGAGAAAAUGAAAAACUGAAGGAGAAAUUAGACGAGAGAGAGCGGGAAGUGGCCUCACUGAGUAAUUUAAGAGCAAAUAAACAAAAGAAUAAAAAUAAUGCUCUGGUUGCAGAGAACAAGGCCCUCAAAGAAAGGAUCGCAAAACGACAAGAUCAAAAUGCAAUCCUCCAGAGCGAAAGAGCCGAAAGGAAAUCACUAGAAACUGAGUUGAAGGAAGUAAAAGGAAAUCUGAAAGUGGCGGAAGAUACCUUGAGUCAGGUUCAAGAGCGACUCAAAGAGGCUGAAGAAAAAAGUACACAGGUAGAAGUACAUCGGCGAAAAGUCCUGGAGGCAGAGGCUGAUCGCUGUAUUGAGAUGGAAGAUUUUCAGACAGCAAUUGUUUUCCUAGGAAUUAUAACAAAGGACUAUGAUAAUGUGUUGGAUUGUCGUGUAAAGGAGUUGAGAUGCCACACGGCUCUAGGAAUGGUGGAAGAGGCCCAAAAAAUACUGGACAAUUUACCUGCCGAGUAUCAAGAUGACUGUGAUGUUCUGGUGGAGUCUGCCCUACUUUGUGCCUUUGAUGCUGAGUUAGAGAAAGCUGAAAUGAUUUUGACUCAGGUUCUAGACCGAUGUCCUCACCACGAAAGGGCACUCAAGGGAAAAGAGUUUCUGGAGCAGCGGAAGAUAUGGACAGACGGUGAAGCUACGGUCCAUCUUGAGAAAUUAGAUGAAGAUCAAGAAGAUGUGGAAGCUUUGAUCUCAGCUGCCGAAACCCUGGAAAGAAUGGAACGCCAUGGCUGCCCCUACGACAUCCUAGGCGUUGCAGAGGAUGCUGCUUUGAAGGAAAUAGAAAAGUCCUACAGGAAGCUGGCCCUCAAGAGCCACCCUGAUAAGUUCCAAGGGUCUCAGGCAGAGCGAGAACAAGUGAAUGAAAUCAUGCAAAAGAUCAACUACGCUAACGACAUCCUACGUGACGCUGACGAAAGAGAGGAAUACAACACUCUCAGGGGCUUCGUCAAGGACGUUGCGGAUAAGCUGUUCGAAGAUCCCAAGUUUCCCGAUGAAUCCGAUGAUGAAGAAGAAGAUGAGUCAGAAACUGUCUGA
This is a messenger RNA of Macrobrachium nipponense, 1554 nucleotides long. Its product is annotated as myosin heavy chain, non-muscle-like. Bases 1 to 1554 code for a protein of 517 amino acids. Lineage: Eukaryota; Metazoa; Arthropoda; Malacostraca; Decapoda; Palaemonidae. The transcript has 2 exons. The record is from RefSeq and is a predicted model, not a curated record. Gene Ontology annotation, molecular function: protein binding.